Messenger RNA from Leguminivora glycinivorella, 3156 nucleotides. RefSeq names its product homeobox protein SIX2-like. The record is from RefSeq and is a predicted model, not a curated record. The transcript has 7 exons. Gene Ontology annotation, biological process: regulation of transcription by RNA polymerase II. The coding region runs from base 792 to 1541 and encodes 249 amino acids. Gene Ontology annotation, cellular component: nucleus; transcription regulator complex. Gene Ontology annotation, molecular function: DNA-binding transcription factor activity, RNA polymerase II-specific; RNA polymerase II cis-regulatory region sequence-specific DNA binding. Lineage: Eukaryota; Metazoa; Arthropoda; Insecta; Lepidoptera; Tortricidae.
CGGCGCGCGCACGCGUUUCAAAUUUGGAACGGCUGGCAUUUAAAUUCGAAUUUUCUAGCGCUCUUGAGUGUUUAUAUUUUAAAAAGUGUUUUAUAGUGCCGUAUUCUGAAUUUACCGGUUUUAACGGUUAUUGUUUUAAGUAGGUUGUGUUUCGUCACUGCAAGGAUAUUAUUUUUAGUAUUUAGCUUGUUAAAGCUGUUGUUGGCGUGAGACGGAUCUUAAUAUAGCUGUGCGCACUUGUGUUUUCGUCUGGCGGAGAUUACAAUGAGAAAGAAGAGAAAAAAUAGACUCGCGUGCGGUUAAAAAUACAAAAGGAAAACGCAUUUAAAAUUAAUUUAUUAAUAGUGUAAGUGAACGUCAAGCCAGACAGAGACUGGGUACUAAUGAGAGAAAAAAAUAACAUUUGAAGUGAUCAAAUAUUGACUCUAUUUACCGGUAAAAAGAAAAACUCAGAUUCAAUACAAACUUCGGCGCUUUUCGAAAUCCGAAAACAAAUAAUUGCCGCUUCAAGGUGCCCGGUUUUGUUUAAACAUUUUUGGGACUGCUGCCUUUCCCUGUUUGUUUAGCUGCCUUUUUAAAAACAAAACGGUGAAACAAACACGAUCGCAUUUAAGACUAAUAAAAAAACGCCUCAAAUGCAUUUUAGUGCGCGUCAAAACCGAAUUCCAAAUUCGAAUCGCGUAAAGCUGGCCAUUCUUUGACUUUUAUGCGGAUUGUUUAGCACCGCUAAGUGGUGUUAAUUUGUAGUGUUGAAUUGUGGUGUCAAAGUGGCAGGAGACGAGCAUUUGGAUAUGUUGGGGGGCCCCGAGUGGGGGCAGCGGGAGGCCACCCCCCCCAGAGACGCUCCCCUGCCGAGUUUCGGAUUCACACAGGAGCAAGUCGCCUGCGUAUGCGAGGUUCUCCAACAAGCUGGCAACAUCGAGCGACUCGGCCGAUUCCUCUGGUCCCUUCCCGCCUGCGAGCGUCUCCACGCUCACGAAUCCGUUUUAAAAGCCAAGGCCAUGGUGGCUUUCCAUAGAGGGAACUUCAAGGAGUUGUAUAGGCUGCUGGAGUCACAUACGUUUAGUCCACAUAACCAUGCGAAGCUACAAACCUUGUGGCUUAAAGCACACUAUAUGGAAGCCGAAAGGUUACGAGGGCGGCCGCUAGGUGCCGUCGGCAAAUACAGAGUUAGGCGCAAGUUUCCUCUACCCAGGACGAUAUGGGACGGCGAAGAGACUAGCUACUGUUUCAAGGAAAAGUCGCGGUCAGUUCUACGGGAUUGGUACAUACACAAUCCGUACCCAUCUCCACGAGAGAAGAGAGAAUUAGCGGAGACCACAGGUCUCACCACUGUACAGGUUUCAAAUUGGUUUAAAAAUAGACGACAAAGAGACAGACAAGCAGAACACAAAGAUAGUGGCAACCCCAACGAGAAGCAGCUUGACUCCUCGUCUGACGACGACUCGGACGCGGCCGCGCACGCUCUGCCGGCGCACGCGCCGCAGCCGCUCUACCCGCUCUACGACCACCCUCUACAUCUACACUACCACCACUCGUGACCGCACUAACUCUACUCAACCUAGCUCUACCAAUACUAGAUUCAUACCCCUUAGAAAUUGACAAAAUAACCGAUUUACAUGUGAAAAAAAAUGUUUCACAUUGACAGCCAAUAGAUGGCGCUGCACGACAAAAAUACUUUUUUUUUUUAAUUAUGGACAGCUGACAUACAUAGAUGGCGUUACACGGCUUUUACACUAUGCGGUGUUUCUAAUAAGAAUUAUUUUUGAAGUGGAGAAAAUGACGUUGACAGCCAAUAGAUGGCGCUACACGACUAGAUACAGAACUCUGUAUCACUAAUUAUAUUUGUUAAAUUUCUAGACUUUUUGAGUAGAGCAAUCUAAGUGUAUUAGAAAGUGUAGAGUACAUUAAAGCAAUCGUUUCAAUUCAUUGAAAUAGAAUCAAGGAUAAGCGUAGAGACAUAGGACGACGACUUGGACACGGCCGCGCACGCUCUGCCGGCGCACGCGCCACAGCCGCUCUACCCACUCUACGACCACCCUCUACAUCUACACUCAAAAAUAACGGAUUUACAUGUGAAAAAAAAAUGUUUCACUUUGACAGCCAAUAGAUGGCGCUGUAGGACAAAAACUUUUUUUUAAAUUGUUGAUUUAAUUGGACAGCUGACAGACAUAGAUGGCACGGCUUUCACUAUGCGUUGUUUCUAAUGAGAAUUGUUAUUUUAGUGAAAAUUUAAUUUGACAGCCAAUAAAUGGCGCAACACGACUAAAUAGUAAAUACAGAAUUCUGUAUCUCUAAUUCUAUUUGUUACAUAUUCUAGACUCUUUGAGUGGAGCAACCAGACUGUAGAGUUCAUUAAAGUUUUUAUUCCAAUCACGCUCUGCCGGCGCACGCGCCGCAGUCGCUCUACCCACUCUACGACCACCCUCUACAUUUACACUACCACCACUCGUGACCACAUUCACCUAGCUCUAUCAAUACUAGUUCCAAAACCCUUAUAAAUUUACAAAAUAAUGGAUUUAAUAAAAAAAAGUUUGAUAUUGACAGCCAAUAGAUGGCGCUACGCGACUAAAAACAGAAUUAUGUAUCUUUAAACUAUAUAUAACAAACGUACUAGCUUCGAACCCUUUAAAAAUUACAAAAUAACAGAUAAUUGUUUGUAAAAAAAAGUUUGAUAAUGACAGACAAUAGAUGGCGCUACACGACUAAAUACAGAAGUCGGCAUCCUAAAUUCUAUAUUCUAUGUGUAAAGUAAAUAUGACAAGUUGGAAAGAGACUUCCGCUUGUAAUUUGUAACUUUCAGUUUUGAGAAAUGGGCCUCUGAAUGUGGAAAUUUGAUACUCUUUACCGUCGUACACUUGUAUUAUUUACAAAUGUAAAUAAUAUCUAUAAUGCACUUUUAGCCAAAUAUUUGUAAUAUGUUAUUGUUAAGAUUAAUGUAAAUCAAUAGUGAAAUCAUAUUUGACGGCUCUAAAUUUCAUAUUUUCAAUAAAUGAUUAGUGAUCCAUUUCCACAGAAGGUUCCAUAGCAGUAGCAGUCAAGUAACUUUAUUUUUUAUCGACUCAAAACCUUGAGAUAUUUAUUUUAAAACAAUGAAAAAUUAUACAUACAUACAUACAUACAAUCACGCCUGUAUCCCAUAAAUGGGGUAGGCAG